AUGUCUACCUUAUCUAAUAAUGAAAAUGUCUCUGAUGAUGAAAUUCCUUUUGUUGAAAUUCCUACUGAUGAAAUUCCUAUUGUUGUAAUUCCUAAUAUCCACCAAGAUAGUGCAACUACAUCUUCUACAUCUGCAAAAAAAAAAACUUCUAUAUAUUAUAAAUAUUUUACUUUUGGAACUGAUGAAAGGUGGCAUUGUAAUUAUUGCAGUUUUCAUGCAAUAUUGCUUAAAGAUUUAGAAGCUGGAGUUGGGCCUUUGAAUAAAUAUUUUACUGUGGAGGAAUGUGAAUUUAAAAAAUUAUUAGAAUUAUUAAAUUCAAGUGUAAAAAUCCCUUCUGCUGAUACAGUACGCAGGGAUCUCACUUACAAUUUUAAUCAAACUAAAAAAAAUGUGAGAAAACAAUUACAAGAACUUCCUGGUAAAUUGUCAUUUACUAUUGAUGCUUGGACAUCAAAAAAUACUCUUCCUUUUCUUGGAAUAACAGUACAUUGGAUUGAUGAAGAAUGGGUACUAUGCAGUUCUACAUUAGACUUUUCACUUGACAUUGGUAUCACUUUUGAACCUCAGAACCAACAUGUAAGAUGUUUGGCUCACAUUAUUAAUCUUGCAGCUAAAAGUGCAUUGGAAGGAUUAAAUGCAUCUGGGUUAGAUAUUGAUGAAAAUAUUAUUGAUGAAGAAGAUAAUGGUGAAAAACUGCAAAAUGCUAUUUACAAG
This is a messenger RNA of Dentiscutata erythropus, 714 nucleotides long. NCBI's taxonomy places the organism in Eukaryota, Fungi, Glomeromycota, Glomeromycetes, Diversisporales, Gigasporaceae. The record is from the annotation of a GenBank genome assembly.